CUGCAAUACAUCGAUUCCUUAGCAAGUUUGACUGUGUUACAAAAUCUCGAGAAAGUAUGGCAUCAACACCAAAACGUCUGCGUGCUGGCAUUCUGGGAGCGGGUCUUGUCGCUCAAACCAUUCAUUUACCCAACCUGUCACUUGUCAGCCAUCUCUACGAAGUAACUGCAAUUUGCGACAUCUCACAAAAGAACGUAGACCACUGUGCUUCGAAAUUCCACAUCCCCCUCGCAACCACCAACGCCGAAGAAGUCAUCACAAGCCCAAACGUCGACGUCGUCUUCAUUCUAACAUCCGACGAAUUCCACGAACCUUACACAAUCGCCGCCAUCGAGGCUGGCAAGCAUGUGCUCGUGGAGAAACCCCUCUCCCUCUCCCUCCCAUCCGCGCAAAGAAUCCUCGACGCCCUCCAAAAAGCUUCAUCGAAUGGCAGAGCACCCGUAGUCCUCGUCGGCUACAUGAGACGCUACGCAAAAUCCUUCACGCAAACAUUCAAACGUGAAAUCGCCAGCAUUCCUCGAAUUCUGUACGCCCGAGUCCGAGACUUUCCCGGCCCGAAUCCCAGAUUCGUAGCCGAGAGUGGAACGUUUUUGGCAGUAGAGAAUACAACCGACAUCCCGGCAUCGGCUGGAGAGGAAAGAAACCUUCGUCUUGACGUUCUAUUUCAAGAAGCUUUCCCUCACCACGAAACCAUUACGGAGGAACAAAAGAAAGCUUGUCGUUUUUUCGGAAGUUUGGGUUCUCACGAUAUCAGUCUGAUGCGUGAAGCUAUCGGGUUUCCGGAAAGUGUGGCUGGAGUCGCGUUCCGUGAACCUUUCUAUAACGCCAUCUUCAACUAUCGAAAUCCAACCCCAGGAAGAGAGCCAUUUUCCGUCACGUAUGAAUCUGGAAUCGAUAAUGUCUUCGAUUUCGAUGCGCAUGUGGCUGUCUAUGGAGAAAACAAAAGAGUCUUUAUUCAGUAUGAUUCGCCGUUUGUGAAGGGUUUGCCGGUGAAAGUUACGGUGCAGGAGAAUAAUGAGUUUGGCGAGUUUGAGUCGAGAGAGGUUUUGGGGAGUUAUGUGGAUGCUUUUACGGAAGAGGUGCUGGAGUUUUAUGAGGGUGUUGUGAAUGGGAAAGUGGUGAAGACGACGGUUGAGGAUGCGAUGCAGGAUCUGAGGAUUUAUGAUAUGAUGUAUCAGAAGUGGAGGGAACAGGAGGGUGUUGGGAGGUAGGAAGGAAAAUUCAUUCAAGUCGAGGGGUGAUGUGGAUGUUUCUCGGGAAUUCCUGGUCAGGAGUGCAUCUAUCAUUGUUUAUUGAACCACACCUAUAACUUGCGGUGAUGGCUUUAUCUACUACCAAUCCAUCCCUCUACUCCCUCUCUCACCACCAGCCAAAAUCGCCUGCGCCUUCCCCUCCGCUCCAAGUCCAUUGGUCAAAUGACUAGCCUGUACUCCCUUCCUCCCCUUCUUCGAGCUCAUCAUCAACUUCUUAUCCAGCGCGUCAAACUCACUCUUCAUCUCCGUCUCCUCCUUCCUAAUCUUCCACUUCUCCGUCCCCAGCACACCAUCAAGUUCCUCAACAGGCGGCAGCUUAACAUAAACCAUUCCAUCAUCCCUCGCUUCCACAGGGAACGUCGCAAUAUUCACAGUCUCAUCGUUCCCGCACUUUCCCGCAUCAUCGCCUUUCAUCGAAUAAUUCCUCUUAUGAAGAGGACAAGAAACCCAGAGUUUCUCGUUCUUCACAUCUUCACCGAUCAGCCCAUCGGAGAGCACGAAUGCACGUUUAUGUGGACACAUUUGUUGCGUGGCGUAGUACCGACCCUUGACUUUGAAGAUUGCGAGUUGUGUAUCGCCUCUCUUCACAGCCAAACUACUUCCCGUCGGGGAAUCCGAGAAUUGAUCGGAUCGAGCAAGGGGUUGCCAAGACAAAGAAGUCCAUUGAUGGCCUCUGAAAUCCUCUUUCGCAGACUCUUUAGCCCAGUGCGCGGGACGGGAUUGUCCUCUUUCCGGGACUUGUUCAAUCGAGUCGACGCUUUCCUUCGUAUUCCCGAAUUGUGAGAAUAUUUCCAUCUUCUUGGGAGAUUUCAGGACUUCGGUCCAUUCGCAGAAGAAUGUGUCGACGAGCUCGUUCAUUUGUUUCUCGAGUUCGGCGCAGAUUCCGAGUUUGUCUUGGAGGA
Messenger RNA from Pseudocercospora fijiensis CIRAD86, 2155 nucleotides. RefSeq lists its product as uncharacterized. Gene Ontology annotation, biological process: NADPH regeneration. The transcript is spliced from 2 exons. Lineage: Eukaryota; Fungi; Ascomycota; Dothideomycetes; Mycosphaerellales; Mycosphaerellaceae. Gene Ontology annotation, cellular component: cytoplasm. Bases 57 to 1211 code for a protein of 384 amino acids. The record is from RefSeq and is a predicted model, not a curated record. Gene Ontology annotation, molecular function: nucleotide binding; oxidoreductase activity.